Messenger RNA from Aspergillus alliaceus, 1504 nucleotides. RefSeq names its product ribonuclease P protein subunit p40. The record is from RefSeq and is a predicted model, not a curated record. Gene Ontology annotation, molecular function: ribonuclease MRP activity; ribonuclease P activity. Gene Ontology annotation, cellular component: ribonuclease MRP complex; multimeric ribonuclease P complex. The transcript has 8 exons. Gene Ontology annotation, biological process: tRNA 5'-leader removal; tRNA 3'-end processing; endonucleolytic cleavage in ITS1 to separate SSU-rRNA from 5.8S rRNA and LSU-rRNA from tricistronic rRNA transcript (SSU-rRNA, 5.8S rRNA, LSU-rRNA). The coding region runs from base 136 to 1293 and encodes 385 amino acids. NCBI's taxonomy places the organism in Eukaryota, Fungi, Ascomycota, Eurotiomycetes, Eurotiales, Aspergillaceae.
UCUGAAUGUUCUCUCAUUAAUUUAACUUUAAUUCCUCAAAUAUUCCACCAACCAACCACAGUGUGCCAUUGAUUUGAUAUCAAAUACCCCGAAUAUAGGGCUACAUACAUCAUAUAAGCCAAGAAUAUAACUACCAUGUUUGAUCUAGAAGACGACGCGUCAAGGCGGGAAAAAUGCUACACUACAGUGGCUCAGCUGCCCUCCUUCAUUGAUCCUAAACAACCGCCUAUGAAAAAACCGCCUUUUUCAGCCAUUUGGGGGCACCCGUUUGUGCACACCGUUGAAGUUAUUUUACCAGAAGCAACCUACCGAAUCAUUCAGAAUUCAUUAGAUACAAAGCUUCCUAAGCUGCGAUAUGCUAGAGUGUUCAUGUCACUUUCGUCUCUACUGGAAGGAGACUUUUUCAAUACUUAUAUCAAAGCUGGAAAUAUUCUUAUGAUAUCUGAGGGGCGCUCUGGUUCGGAUAACGUAUAUACUCUCAGAGAUGGGAUCCUGAAACUAGAACUUGGAAAAGAGAUAUUUGAACGGACAGGUCUAACAGGGAAGCCCAUCCGCAGUGGAGGCAGGAAACAUGUCAAGGAAAGAUAUCUUGUGGAAAUCAACCUGCGGUUACCCUCAAUGCUUCACGGCAAGAAAGGCUUUGAGAGAAUAGCUUGGGCAUUCAAGAAUGUUCUCGACCACUCUUUAGCGUGGCUUUUCUAUGACCUGGCGUCGGAAUCGAAUGGUGUUUCCCCCGACGAUUCCUCCCUGAAAGGAAACCACCCACACAUUCUUGACUGCGAGCCAGUGCGCACUGUUUACCAGGAAGUCCUCGUUCCAACCUUGAAAGGAUUGGACUCCACCGAAACAGUACUGGAACAAGAAUUGAGAGACCACUGCGAUGAGAUCUCCGAAUGGUUGGCGAUGGUAACACUCGGAUCUCCACGAGUAUUGGCAAGCGACGAUGUAGACCCGUACCUUUGCCGCUACAGUGUGCCAGAUGUGGACGAAGCGAAGCCUUCGGAUAUAGUCAGCCUGAAAUGGCAUGGUCUUCUCCCUCCGAAAUGGAUCAUGGAGCUAUUCCUCACUCUACUACGAGAUACCCCUCAGAAGGAUUCCGAAGCCUUAAACUGGUUUGCUUUCUCCGCGAGCGCUCUGGGCAGGGAGGCUGUAGAAGGGAAGGAUGGCUAUACUGUUCUAACACUGCCCUCUGUGGAUGGAGCUGAUAAUAAUGUGCAGAAGACCUCUGACACUAUAUUUGAAAGUGGUCGCUCGUGUGUUUGCUGGGAGCACGUUGGUGCCUCGGUUCUCUAGGAAUGAAGCAUAUAUCCCGUACUGCUCUAAGCAUACAGUUAUAUAUCCACAUGGUAUUCUAUGCACUAGUAGGUAGCUACCACAUGGUUGCGCCAAUAACCUGUCUUGCCUCGUUUGCUAUAAAGACUAAGUUGGGCUUCAACAAGACUGGAAAAAUUGCCGAUGGCAUAUAUAAAGACAGCCAUGAAUUGGUACAAUGAAUGUCCAAGAU